AUGCCGCGGUCAAUCAAACGUUCCUCGCUCUCUGAGGCUUCUGGGGCUUCUUGUUCUACUGAGCGUGAAAUUGACAAGGAUAACUAUGACCCCCCACCGGCAUACACCGAAGCAAUCCCCAGCCAGAACAACGAUGGUGUCACAACGCCGGGGUCAUAUCCAUUCCCGGAGCUACCUAAGAUACUCAAGGCUGGGGAUACUACUAGCCAGCAUCGCGAUCCUGAGCUCAGUGAUAGAAAGGACGAUCUCCAAUGCACUGAACUGCCUGCCUGCGGCGAGAAGAGCGCUCCGGAAGUCCAGAUAACUCCUUCGGUCAACCGGGUAAUGUCACGGCCGCCCAAGCGCUCAUUAUCUCCUGAUGCUUCUAAUACUCUCCCCAAGCCCAAGCGUCAUGAACGCGAACCCCCCGGCGAUGAGGUGGAGUCUCUUCGAACACCUCACAUAACACCAUCUCCCCACGGUGGAGAUAUUCGUGCCGCGGAAAGGCGAAGCUCUCUGCCUGACCUCUGCGGCGGAAAUGUUGAGCGUACUACAAAGCAGCCCGUCGACCUGCCCGCUGGCAGCGACAGCAGCGGUGUUGUAAGCCAUCCGAGCCUAGAUCCGACGCUGUCCUCUGAACCUCAUUUACCACCUCUUAUUGAUGAGAGUGCCGCUCCAGGAGAACCCACAAGUCCCGUCCAGACUCACACCAACGACCUUGCUUCUGAGGAAUGUCAAGCACCCCGGAGAUGCUUCAGAUUUAUGCCCUACUACACUCUGUUUAAUGAUGAGGAGGAAGCAAUACAUCGUUAUUGGAAUUCUUUCCAGGGCGCUGUUCAAUCGUUUGCGCGAGAUUGUCUCCCAAAGAAAUGCUCCUGGGAAGAACUACCCACCGGGUACCAAGACCAAGUUCGGGAAUGGGCAUCAAACCCCAAGGAGUACCUAAACUCGAAGUUUCCACCCGAUGUGACUAAUUUCUAUGCCGCCUGGCUAUUUCGCCUUCUGGAUCACCAUUUGUUCUCUGGCAAAGACGUAGACAAAUGGAAGGGGUCAGAUUGGAAGGGAUUUGGUGCUCUCUUGGCGUCUGGCAAAGCACAUUUGAGCGAACCAAAUGGCCUCUUCGCUGUCAAGUACCACCACUGGCGUAAUCUUUCUGUCCAGACACUGGCUGACAUGCAUCAUCCCGAUCAGCGUCAUGUUGAUCCUGACUGGCUAUGGGAGAAGAUUGCAGACUGGAUGAAGCAUCUUCCCUUUGUGUUGGAGAAGGACCAAUCUGAACACCAAUACGAUUGGAGAAAGUUGAUAGAAUCCGCCAUCAACAUGGAUAGCCUGAUCAUUACAGCUCGACGGGACAUCACACUGCGCCUAUCUGACUCUGCCACCGGCAAAGACUACGGCUUUCCCGCGGUAAAAGACAAAAUGGCGCGGCGCAAGGGGCAAAUAAAUAGGGCACGGGGGGACCCCGUGGUAGACUUUGUCAUCUUCCCAACGCUCCUCGCCUACGGCAAGGCGAACACCACGUCGAUCUGGGAUGAGAGUCGCCCAGCGGAGAAUGUCCUUCUCCCCUUUGGUGAUAGUUGGGAUACAGUUUCCAUGGAAUUAAGCAUGACAGUGUGCUAUCACUAG
This is a messenger RNA of Clonostachys byssicola, 1605 nucleotides long. Lineage: Eukaryota; Fungi; Ascomycota; Sordariomycetes; Hypocreales; Bionectriaceae. The record is from the annotation of a GenBank genome assembly.